GUCAAGUGAAAAGCCAUAGAUCAAAACAUCAUCGAACUACAGCAGAUUAAAAAUAAGAGAAGCUCGAGGCUGCAAGAAUAUAAAAAGCGAUGAGAUUGUUCUUUCUUUUAGCUUCUUGUGCUCAAAGACAAUAAGCUCAAUUGCCUAUUUUCAAAAUGACAACAGGUGAACAUAUCUCAAAGAAACAAAAAACUGAACAAAAAAGAGAACCAUUGAUUCUAAACUUCUUCGAAGCUUUGACUCCUGUGUUACAUGCUCCUGGUCAAUGGAGAAAUCCAAGAGAUAAAUCAAGAGAAUAUUACAAGGCUGAAUACUGGGUUAAAUUGGCCCAAUUAGCUGAACGUGGUAAAUUACAUGGUUUAUUCAUUGGUGAUUCCUUAGCCAUUUAUGGUGGUUAUAAAGGUCCUUUCAAUUUUUCAGAAGCUGCUAAAUCUGGUAACAAUUUCCCAAAAUGUGAUCCAACUGCUUAUUUAGCUGCUAUUGCCAUUUCAACUAAGAAUGUUUCUGUCGGGUUAACUUGUUCCACAUUAAGUGAACAUCCAUACCAUUUUGCAAGAAGAAUUGCAACCCUAGACCAUAUUUCCGGUGGUAGAGUUGGUUGGAACGUUGUUACUUCAUUAUUACCAUCUGCAGGCAGACAAUUGACUGAUGAUAACAUUUUACCUGAAAAGACUUUGAGAUAUGAAAAGACUGAUGAAUACUUACAAGUAUUUUAUGAGUUGUUAUUAUCAUCCUGGAGAGAUGAUGCUUUAGUUUAUGAUAAAGAAAAAGGUAUCUUUUCUGAUCCAGAAGGUAUUAGAGAAAUUAACUUUGAUGGUAAAUUUUUCAGAGUUCCAGGUCCUCAAAUCACUGAACCAUCUCCACAAAGAAUCCCAUUGAUCAUUCAAGCAGGUUCUUCACCAAAAGGUCAAUUGUUAGGUGCGAAACAUGGUGAAGUUAUCUUCUUAAUUGGUGAUACUCCUGAAGACGCUAAAGAAAAAAUUGACACUGUUAAGAAAUUAGCAAAGGAAGAAUAUGGUAGAAACCCAGAUCAUCUUAAAUUUUUGACAAAUAUUAGAGUUGUUGUGGGUAAAACCCAUGAAGAAGCUGUUAAAAAAGCUGAAGAGAUUGAAUCAUACAAAGAUUUGGAUGGUACUUUGGUUCAGUUAGGAGGUGGUGGUCUUGAUUUAUCCAAAUGGGAUUGGGAUGAGGACUUAACAAAUGUUGAUGAUCCAGCUGUCAAAGGCCUUGCUAAUAGUUUCUUAAAGAAGCCAUUCCAUAAAGAAGGUGAGAUUGUCACUAGAAGAUAUAUUGCUGCUAACUUCUUUCAUAGUAAUUAUUUCAUCGGUACACCAGAGGAAGUCGCUGAUCAAAUUGAAGACUAUGUUGAAAGAUCAACUAUCAAUGGGUUUAAUUUCUCAAACGUUGUCUUCCCAGAAACUUUUGAAGAUAUUGUUGAUCUGUUGAUUCCUGAAUUGCAAAAAAGAGGUCUAGCACAAAAAGAAUAUGCAGUUGAAGGUGGUACAUAUAGAGAACAAGUUUACAGAACCAAAGGUCAUACAUUUGUUCCAGAAGACCACUAUGCCUAUGGUUUGAGAUGGAAAGCUGGUGUUUCCAAAGAAGAAUUUGAAAAGAAUUUGGAGGCUUUAAAAGAAAAACAAAAAGAGUUGAAAAUCACCUCUGAUUGAAAAGUGUAUAUUUCUACAAAGUUACUUAAUAUUAUGUUGAAAAGGAUCGUUAAAAUUAAAUAAAAUUAUGCUAUACUGUAAUACUACCACUCACGCCAUUUCAUUAUUAUUGAUUAGAAAGAC
Molecule: messenger RNA, 1790 nt
Organism: Hansenula anomala
Lineage: Eukaryota; Fungi; Ascomycota; Saccharomycetes; Phaffomycetales; Wickerhamomycetaceae
Exons: 1
Coding region: 156-1667 (503 amino acids)
Molecular function (GO): oxidoreductase activity, acting on paired donors, with incorporation or reduction of molecular oxygen; monooxygenase activity
Source: RefSeq, a predicted model, not a curated record